Molecule: messenger RNA, 453 nt
Organism: Thelazia callipaeda (thelaziosis nematode)
Lineage: Eukaryota; Metazoa; Nematoda; Chromadorea; Rhabditida; Thelaziidae
Source: the annotation of a GenBank genome assembly
AUGUCAGGUGAUAAUCCUAAUGAUUUUUACCUUCGUUAUUAUGUUGGCCAUAAAGGAAAAUUUGGGCAUGAGUUUCUUGAAUUUGAAUUUCGUCCAGAUGGCAAGAUGCGAUAUGCAAAUAAUAGCCAGUACAAGAAUGACACUUUAAUUCGGAAGGAAGCAUACGUUGGAAAAAUUGUCCUAGAAGAGCUCAAACGUAUCAUUGAUGACUCCGAAAUUAUGCAAGAAGACGAUGCAACAUGGCCAGAACCAGAUCGUAUUGGAAGGCAGGAAUUGGAAAUUCUUCACAGUGAUGAACAUAUUUCAUUCACGACAAGCAAAAUCGGAUCAGCAGCAGAUGUGAAUAAGAGCAAAGACCCAGAAGGGCUAAGAUCAUUUUAUUACCUUGUUCAAGAUCUCAAAUGUUUGGUUUUCUCCUUGAUCGGUAUGCACUUCAAAAUUAAGCCCAUUUAA